AAGCUAUUGAGCAUUCGUUUUUUUUUUUUUUUGCAAAUUACGCCAGUCCCGAAACUGGGGUUGUUGACUGUCUGAGAUCACAAGCCGCGAAGUGGCUCGAGCCGAAGCUUCAUAUUUCCGCUGCCGCGCGAGCUUUCUGGACUGAAGGUGAAGGAUCCGUUCCAUUCCAUUCUACAGAGCGGGAAAGUAAACCCUAAUCCUCAGAACUCGGGGAAGAAGAAGAUGGUGACCUCUCCGGUGGUGAAUACGUACCCUCUGUCGAGCUACACGUUCGGCACCAAAGAGCCCAAGAUGGAGAAGGACACCUCCGUCGCCGAUCGCCUCGCCCGCAUGAAAGUCAACUAUAUGAAAGAAGGGAUGAGGACAAGCGUGGAAGCUAUUCUUCUGGUACAGGAACACAAUCAUCCUCACAUACUUCUUCUGCAAAUUGGAAACACCUUCUGCAAACUUCCAGGAGGACGUUUGAAGCCAGGGGAAAAUGAAAUCGAAGGUUUGAAGAGGAAAUUGACGAGCAAGCUUGGAGCUAAUUCACCUACUCUUGUACCAGAUUGGCAGAUUGGUGAGUGUGUGGCUAUCUGGUGGAGGCCAAACUUUGAAACCAUCAUGUAUCCAUACUGCCCCCCUCACAUAACAAAGCCCAAGGAAUGUAAGAAGCUCUUUCUUGUUCACUUGUCUGAAAGAGAGUACUUUGCAGUCCCCAAAAAUUUGAAGCUUCUCGCAGUUCCAUUGUUCGAACUGUAUGACAAUGUGCAGAGAUAUGGUCCUGUGAUAUCAACCAUCCCUCAACAGCUUUCAAGAUUCCAGUUCAACAUGAUCACCACAUGAAUUCUGCCUGGCAUUUCAAGGAUUGCCGUCUUAGCUGCCCGAAGUUGAAUGAGUGUUAGGACUUGUUAUCGUAUAUCUGAUGAGCCGGCAACUUGACGAAUUAUGAUACUAUUUAUUGACAAGCUUUAGAAGUUUGGUUGAAUGUUGUAUACUCUUUUAUCUGUUCAUGUUGUGUGCUCUUUGUGAAUUCAUCUAUUAGUUCUUUUUAAGUUUCUAGUUAUUGAUGUAUUUGGUUAAUUAGUUGUGAACAAGUUUAGUAAGGUAUCAUUUAAGAGAACUACUUGGUUGUAUUGUAGUUCUUAAACUAAACUGCCAAUACUGAACUUAGGAUCUAUGCUGUCUUUGAAGACUGUAAGUUGUUGAACCAUCUGUAGCUCGGAAGAGCAAAUGACCUGUGAGGCUGUGGCUCGUAGUUGAGACCAAUCCCUUAUUAGACAGUGCACGUACCUCCCAGAUUCCAAGUCGCCUAGCUUAGAACAUGCUAGCAGAGCAGAGACAAUAGUGUAGCCAUCGGGCACCAACCCUUCUGAUUGCAUUUGAGGAAAGAGAGAUAAUGCUUCUUCGAAUUCGUCGUGGUGGAUGUAACAUGAGAUCAUCGAAUUCCAUGACACCGCGUUCCUCUGAGGCAUUUCGUCGAACACUUUGCCUUGCUGUUUCUAGAUCACCCGCGUCAGCAUACACUCCGAUCAUGGUAGUCC
Linum tenue is the source of this 1523-nucleotide messenger RNA. The record is from the annotation of a GenBank genome assembly. Lineage: Eukaryota; Viridiplantae; Streptophyta; Magnoliopsida; Malpighiales; Linaceae.